This is a messenger RNA of Polypterus senegalus (gray bichir), 937 nucleotides long. It is a transcript of the gene id1, whose product is annotated as inhibitor of DNA binding 1, HLH protein. Bases 119 to 526 code for a protein of 135 amino acids. The record is from RefSeq and is a predicted model, not a curated record. Gene Ontology annotation, molecular function: transcription regulator activity; protein dimerization activity. The transcript is spliced from 2 exons. Gene Ontology annotation, cellular component: cytoplasm; nucleus. NCBI's taxonomy places the organism in Eukaryota, Metazoa, Chordata, Cladistia, Polypteriformes, Polypteridae. Gene Ontology annotation, biological process: cell differentiation; negative regulation of transcription by RNA polymerase II; circadian regulation of gene expression.
UUGAUUGUGCAUUACAAGCUAGUGCUCAGUAUAGACAUAUCUGGAUAAGUGAUAGCAGAGCUGCCGUUGCCUCUCCUCAAGUAGAUUACUCUGUCUUUGGCGCUACCUUCAACUCAAGAUGAAAGUCGUCGGUUCUUCUUGCGCUCUGAAAAGCAAAGUGGGCGGCAACAACGAGGAUGUGGUGCGCUGUCUGUCCGAGCAGAGCCUCGCCAUCUCAAAGUGCAAGCUCCCGUUGCUCGACCAACACAUGCACGGAUUCCUCGACAUGAACGGCUGCUACAGUAAGCUGAAAGAGCUGGUGCCCACCCUGCCAGCUAACAAGAAGGCCAGCAAGAUGGAGAUCUUGCAGCACGUCAUCGACUACAUCUGGGACCUACAGCUGGAGCUCGACUCACCGGGACUGAGCCGCCCGCAGGGGGGCAACAGCGCACCGCUGACCCGCUCACCGUUGACCACCCUGAACGGAGAACUGGGAGGGAUCGCAGUGGAGAACGGCUGUACAGAUGACAGAAUCCUUUGUCGCUAAUGUGACUGAAAAGUAACACCAGACUUUGGGGGCUUGAAGUGGUCAAAUAAUCAAUAAGCUGAACGUCUUUUUGCUCCUUGAAGUGACUCUAUCCCUGUUUUUUAGCAUGGGGUUCCAGGCAUGUUCCUGUAUUUAGUCCUGUAGAAGACUUUCUAAAAUUGGGAAGUGUCAAAUAGUUCUCUCGUGAUCUGCACCUGCUUAUCAGUUUGAAACACCAUCUCCUCCCCCUCCACUACCACAAUCCUUGUCCAUGUCCACUGGGAUCAAGAGGACCCAGAGCAGUGGCUCUUUUCUUUCUCUUCUUCUCUUUUUUUUUUUUUUUUUUCUUUUUCGUUUCUUCAGAGACUGAUGUACAGCUUUUCUGUGGCCACAUUUGUGGGGUCUUGUUAAAAAGACUUUUUUUUUUUUUUU